AAAUACCCAUUAUUUUAAGUUUUCAUAUGCCAAGAAUAUUCCUAUUUACACUUGUCUUACCUUCUUUGUCCCAUGUGUGUUCCCAAUUGCUUAAUUUCUAUUUUUUUUUUUCAACUUCCAAUCCAAUGUCGUCAUCUAAUGUUAUAUAAUGCUAAUAGACAGAUACCAAACUGAUUGCAAAGUUCAAUUACCAGUUUGUACGAGGAAACAUACUUUAUUAUUUAGCCUAGCUGCCUUCCCUCUUGUUCUUCAUCAUCGUCUUCUUCUUGGUGUAUUUCGAGUAUUUAGAUAAGUGGCCAUGGCUGUUAUCAAAAGGCCGGUUCUGUUUUUUGUAUUAGCCACGGUCUUUGCCGGAUUCAUUGGGUGCGUUGUUUCCUAUGAUCGUCCUCCUCCUCGCAAGGACAUUUCCGUGCCUCAAGCUGAAGAGUUUUCCUCAACUUCCCCUCAACAGGUGCAUGUGUCUCUAGUUGGUGCUGAUAAAAUGAGGAUAUCUUGGAUUACAGAAAGCUCAGCUUCACCAAUAGUAGAAUACGGUACAUCUCCAGGGGUGUACUCGAAAUCUGCAACUGGAAGUACAUCCUCCUACCGUUACCUUUUAUAUACGUCUGGUGAAAUUCAUGAUGUUGUCAUUGGUCCAUUGAAUCCGAACACCGUCUAUUACUAUCGUUGCAGCUCGGAUUCAAGCCGCGAAUUCCGUCUCAAAACCCCUCCAGCUCAACUUCCGAUUAAAUUUGCUGUCGUAGGUGAUCUUGGACUGACAGGAUGGACAAACACAACUCUCGAACACAUAGGACAAUCGAACUACGACAUGUUGCUACUGCCAGGGGACUUGGCAUAUGCUGAUUUUGUACAAUUUCUUUGGGAUUCAUUUGGCCGCCUGGUCGAGCCACUGGCUAGCCAAAGACCCUGGAUGGUCACGCAAGGGAACCACGAAGUCGAAAGGAUCCCUGUCAUCCAUUCCACACCCUUCACAGCCUAUAACGCAAGAUGGCACAUGCCAUUUGAGGAAAGCGGUUCAACUUCCAACUUGUAUUAUUCCUUCGAUGUGGCCGGGGUCCAUGUUAUCAUGCUGGGUUCUUACACAGAUUUUGAUCCUGAUUCCGAUCAAUUCAAGUGGCUGCAAGCAGAUUUCGGAAAGAUUAACAGGGGUAUAACUCCAUGGAUCGUGGCGAUUAUUCAUGCACCCUGGUAUAAUACCAAUACUGCUCACCAAGGGGAGCCUGAAUCAGUUCUCAUGAAGAAAUCCAUGGAAGGAUUACUUUAUAAUGCUGGGGUUGAUUUUGUUUUUGCUGGGCAUGUUCAUGCUUAUGAACGCUUCACUCGUGUUUACAAUGGAACAGCUGAUAAUUGUGCUUCAGUGCACAUCACAAUUGGGGACGGUGGCAACCGCGAAGGUCUAGCUAGCAAGUAUAUGGAUCCGACGCCUGAAAUAUCAGUGUUUAGGGAGGCAAGCUUCGGGCACGGAGAACUCAAGGUGUUGAACGCAACCCAUGCGGUCUGGACAUGGUAUAGGAACGACGAUGAUGUUUCAGUUGCUGCUGACACAGUUUGGUUUACGAGCCUCUCUUCUGAUCCUGCUUGUAAAGUUGUCUAAAAUGGAAAUGUAUGUUGGAAUUGAUUCAUUGAUUCAGUUAGAGAAAGAAAGAUAAUUGUAGAUCUACAAGACAAAUUUAAUAAAAAAAAGUACUAAUGUAGAUGAAAAAUCAAUGGGAAAUUGUUUUGUAUAAUGUAUUUGUUGAAAAUUAAUUCUAUUUAUUAGUUGUGAAUUUUUAAAGGUUUAUAAAUUCUAUGGUUACAUGUAUCGACCGAAACAAGACCUGAGCAACAUUGGGCCUAACAGUGGCUUUGCUGCUUUGCGUUUCAGGGCCACUAUUCUUUUUUCUGAUUCAAAGCCACUGAAUUAUACGUACUUAAGUCAAAAGCCUAGGGUUAACCAGCAAAGU
Molecule: messenger RNA, 1943 nt
Organism: Durio zibethinus
Lineage: Eukaryota; Viridiplantae; Streptophyta; Magnoliopsida; Malvales; Malvaceae
Product: putative purple acid phosphatase 20
Molecular function (GO): acid phosphatase activity; metal ion binding
Source: RefSeq, a predicted model, not a curated record